UCAGUUUCAAUUUCAUUUGGUAUUUAUUCGCUGGUACGCCGAGUACAGAAGCAGUUGUCUGCGCGAUCCCUAACUACGCUGUGUGCCCAUAAAGAUCUUCAUCUUGUUUAGCGGAAAAAUUUCUGCACAGUGUCCAAGUGAUAUUAUUUUGCAACAUCUUGCACACUGAUUUUUUAAUUUAUAUACACAAAGUGUCGCAGUUUUAUUGCGCGAGAGUUUCUUAAAGGUGCGAUUUAAGCUCGCGAGUUAUUCGUUUUGGCCAUUUCAAGGGGAAGCAUUCCUUGGGUUGUGUAGAAGAAGAAAACUUGAACGCCUAGCAAGGUGAUUGAGCAUUGUGAGAAAAAAUGAUGAAUUCCAAUAGUACGACCAUGAAAUCGGAUGUAAAUGAGUUCUACAAGGGUCAGAGUAUUUUUGUAACCGGCGGAUCGGGAUUUAUGGGAAAAGUUCUGAUAGAAAAGCUCCUCUAUUCCUGCUCUGACCUUAAGGAAAUUUUCAUCCUGAUGCGCCCGAAACGUGGACGUGUUCCUGAAUCCCGACUGGAGGAUAUGUUUAAACUUCCUAUGUUUCAGCGAAUUCGGGAGGAUAAACCCGAAGUUCUGAAGAAGUUGGUACCCGUGCAGGGAGAUGUAACAUUCGAUGGUCUCGGUCUGAGUGGCGAAACCCUCGAUAGGGUUCUCAAGAACACCACAGUUGUCUUCCAUAUGGCCGCUACCCUUCGUAUGGAAGCAAAGCUCAAAGAUGCCAUUGAUUUGAAUACAACGGGCACAAAGAGAGUCAUCGAUGUGUGCAGGAAGAUGCCAAAUCUCAAAGUUCUCGUGCACCUCUCAACGGCUUUCUGCUACUGCGACAAAGAGGUGCUGCAUGAGAAAGUCUACGAAUGCCCCCACAAUCCGCAUGAUUUAAUUCGAUGCGCUGAAUGGAUGGACGAGAAGACACUCGAUAACAUUACACCGAACCUCAUUGUGCCCCAUCCCAACACCUACACCUACUCCAAGCGCCUCGCUGAGAUUCUCAUUCGCAAUGAAUACCCGAAUUUGCCGGUUGUUAUUGCGAGACCCAGCAUUGUAAUUCCAGCAAAUGAGGAGCCCCUUCCAGGAUGGGUAGACAGUCUCAAUGGACCAAUUGGUAUAAUGGUUGGAGGAGGAAAAGGAGUCAUUCGUUCUAUGCUUUGCAAUGGAGAAUAUCGUGCUGAAGUCAUCCCGGUUGAUAUUGCCAUCAAUGGUCUAAUAACUAUUGCCUACAACCAAGGACGCUCCACUACAAAGAGCAAAGACGUGCCUGUGUACAAUAUCACAUGCUCCGAGGGGAAAAAGUUAACUUGGGGCGAAGUUCUGGAGAAAGGAAAGGAAGUGGCGUAUGAGUAUCCAUUUGAAGCUGGCGUAUGGUAUCCCAAUGGAACGAUCACAACCAAUAAAAUCGUCCAUACACUCUCCAUAAUUUUCUUCCACUGGUUACCAGCGUAUUUUAUUGAUUUUCUCAUGCUCUUGCUCGGCCAGAAGCGAUUUAUGGUGAGAAUUCAAACGAGAAUUUCCGAUGGUUUGGAUAUUUUGCAAUUCUUCACAACAAGAAAAUGGGAUUUCCGAUCUGAAAACUUCCAAAGUCUUCCGGGAACGCUGAAUUCUCUGGAUGAGCGAGUAUUUACGAUGGAGAUGGAUUCUGUCGACAAUAUGGAGUAUCUGAAGAAGACAAUUCUCGGUGGAAGACAGUACUGCCUGAAGGAACCUCUCACGAGCCUCCCAAAAGCCAGAAUGCAACUCAAAGCUCUCUACGUGCUGGAUAUUGUGGCAAAGGUUGUCUUGAGUGGAUUACUCAUCUGGACCCUUCUUGGCACCUUCGGUCUUCGGGAACCUCUCUUUAGUCUCUUCGAGAAGAAAGAGAUUUCCAUAUUAGCUGAUUAAGCUCACAAAAAGUCAAUUAAAUUCGAGCUGAAAAAAUUCAAAACCUUGAGAAGAUAAGAAAAAAAAGAAGAAUUUAUUAAAAUAUUGUUUUUUGGUAUUAUUGGUUUGAUAAUUUAGUAAAAUAAGUAACGCAAUAUUAUAUACAAUGUGCAAAUAUAUAAUUAAUCGCGUCAUGUGAGACGAAAAAGACAUAGCUUUAGGACUUAAUAAAAGGUUUUUGUACCACAAAA
This is a messenger RNA of Lutzomyia longipalpis, 2128 nucleotides long. Its product is annotated as putative fatty acyl-CoA reductase CG5065. Gene Ontology annotation, molecular function: alcohol-forming very long-chain fatty acyl-CoA reductase (NADP+) activity. Gene Ontology annotation, cellular component: peroxisome. The record is from RefSeq and is a predicted model, not a curated record. NCBI's taxonomy places the organism in Eukaryota, Metazoa, Arthropoda, Insecta, Diptera, Psychodidae. Bases 345 to 1898 code for a protein of 517 amino acids. The transcript is spliced from 7 exons. Gene Ontology annotation, biological process: long-chain fatty-acyl-CoA metabolic process.